Molecule: messenger RNA, 1056 nt
Organism: Menidia menidia (Atlantic silverside)
Lineage: Eukaryota; Metazoa; Chordata; Actinopteri; Atheriniformes; Atherinopsidae
Source: the annotation of a GenBank genome assembly
CUGCCGCUACCCUGGACAUCAACGGCAAUGGCUGACAAGGAGAAGCGCCGGUCCGCGGCCCUUCCCCCGGGCAUGCCCGCGGGCGGGGCCGUCAGGUCGGACGGCGACAGGGACUUCCUGUUGCAGGCCGGGGUGGGGGACCUGCUCCGCGGGGCCAUCCUGAAGAUGGUGGAAGCCAGGUCGGACGAUCCGGUCGGCUUCCUCGCCGACCACUUCUGCAACCUGGCCUCGGUGACGGAGAGCGGCGGCACAGCUGGAUGCGGAGACGAGGAGCAGCUGUGCUCCGGGCCCGCGAGCGCGGGCGCGCGCGAGCAGCAGCGUCUCAACAGGGCGCUCUGGCACCUGCGCCUGGCGCACCACUCCCAGAGGUCAGCUUUCAGCAAUAAUGUGCGUGUGGCCUAUGACCUCCUGAACCUGACGGGGGCUCAGGAACGAGCAGGCGAGGGGCCCGAAAGCACGGAUGGCUCCUGUACUGCAGCUCCCACUGGAGGAGGAGGAGGAGGAGGAGGAGGAGGAGGAGGAGGGGGAGGAGGGGGAGUCAGAGGUGGUCUCUAUACGCAGACUUUGCAGUGCUUGUGCAGUGAAGGCGGAGUCCCGGCCUCCACCUCCGCCCCGCUGCUUCGACGCCUCCACUGCCAGAACCACGAGGCGGUCCCGUACGAUGUCUUCCGCCACGGAGUGCUCACCUGUGCUGUUUUCUCGGACUACAUCCGGCAGGCCCAGAGGCUUUACGCAGAGGUGUGCUGCCCGGACGAGGGGCCGGCCUCGCGGGCCCUGUGCCUGGCCGUGCUUGGAACCUUAAAGGAGGCCCUGGAGACGUCCCAGAGCUGCGAGGCAAACUGCUGCGCUAAUGCUAACACUACAGCUUAUCCCUGUCUGGAGGCAAAUGUGAAGGCGAUUCGCUACUUGGAGGCCAGUGCCAAAAUCUCCCCCAACAAGCUCGCACAGGCCAUCGCCGGAGCGCAGACACGGGGCCCCGGUGGCGACAUGGACGCAAAAGAAUUCGAAAACGCAGCUGCUGAGCUGUUCAUCACGCGAGUGAAAGUUGUUUCUUAG